Molecule: messenger RNA, 2521 nt
Organism: Hypomesus transpacificus
Lineage: Eukaryota; Metazoa; Chordata; Actinopteri; Osmeriformes; Osmeridae
Gene: cln8
Product: CLN8 transmembrane ER and ERGIC protein
Exons: 3
Coding region: 174-1040 (288 amino acids)
Biological process (GO): lipid homeostasis
Cellular component (GO): membrane; endoplasmic reticulum
Source: RefSeq, a predicted model, not a curated record
AUUAAAGUCAUGUGAUAAAAAGUGAAAUGAACAUAUACAGAGAUUUGGUAAACUUGAAGCGUAGGUUUUACAGUUUCUCAAGCAGGCUGUCAAAGUCUCGUAUUCUGCACAUGGAAACCUCGCUAAUGUAGCGUUAACCUGCAGACUUUUUUGUGUGGAGCACCAUUCAAAUCAUGUCCUCCUCCAGCACUCAACAGCCCCACGUUGACCAGCCCAACAACCUUAGCAUGGACUACUUCUCUUUGGGCUUCCGUGUGCAGCUUAUUGGUCUGGGCUUUGCCUUCUACACAGCAGUGUUUCUCCUCUCCCACGUCCUCUCUUUAGCCCUCUCUCAAACGUACCGCUCUCUGCUAGCUAAAGAGAAGGUCUUCUGGAACCUAGCCGCCACUAGAGCCUUGUUUGGCAUCCAGAGUACGAUAGCUGGGCUUCGGGCGUUGACUGAGGACUCAGCUGUGUCCAGAGAGAGGAUUAGGGGUCAGGAGAAUUGGUCAUGGUUCAAUGUGCUCACCGCCACUGGCUUCUUCGUGUUUGAGAAUGUGGCGUUGCAUGCCUCCAGUGUGGUGUUCAGGUCCUUUGACCUCCCCCUGGCUGUGCAUCAUUUCUUCGCCCUCUCGGGGUUUGUCGGGGCGGUGGUGUGGGACUCCCUUGGGCACUACCUUCCCAUGGUCACUCUGUUGUUGGAGAUGAGCACUCCGUUCACCUGUGUAUCCUGGAUGCUACUUAAGGCGGGUUGGGCCCAGAGCUACUUUUGGAAGGCCAACCAGUGGGUGAUGAUCCACAUGUUCCACUGCAGGAUGGUGCUGACCUACUACAUGUGGUGGGUAACCUGGUGCCAGUGGGAGGAGUUCAACCUCUAUGUGGCCCUGCCCCAGCGCCUGCUCUUCCUCACUGGCCUGGCCCUCAUCACGGUCCUCAUCAACCCCAUAUGGACCCACAAGAAGACCAUGCAACUCCUCAACCCUGUGGACUGGAAUUUCAGCAACAAGCCAGCACCCCCAAAUGGCCCCACAAUGGACCAAGCCAAACCCCACACUAACUGAGAGAACUUGGGACAUAGGAGUGUUCUAAAAGGGGUUACAUUUCGUCUUUAUACUUUUAAAGGUUAUGGAAGGUUAAUUUAGAAACUAUUAAGUAUCUGAAGGUGGAAAAUGAACGGAACUACUUUUUAGGCAUGUGUGUUUUUCAGAGUAUGUGAAUGUUACGAGACUGAAAGUGUGGACAAUGCCUUACAGUAAAAAAUAAUCAAAAGCAUUCAUUUACACAGUCAAAUGUCUUAGUUUUGGGUGGUAAAAAAAGUGGACCCAAGGCUUUAGUUGGUUUACAGCUUUUGCUUAAGGUUUAUCGUAUUGUUUUGGAGGUCAAAUUUGUUAACUAAAGGAGGUGUUAGCCGUACUUUUGUGGCAGAGGGUGUUAACCGAGCAGAAGUGUUUGUGGUAUGAAUGUGCACUAGUGUGCUUGGUCAUCAUUCACAAUACAGCCAACACAGGAUUCCUUUAGCUCAGCACACAAUUCUCAUAAUGCUCACACAAUUCAAGAUUCAGCAAAUGAAGAAAUUCUUAACACAUUUUUAAAUGCUAUUUUAUGCAUACUUUUUGCCUAAGAAUAUGCUAUGCUUUUGUUAAAUCGCCUAUUUUAAUGUUCUUGUCAAGGUUCCACUGCUUUGGUGAUUCGUUCCUCAUCGCAGAUAAUUUCGUACUGAUUCAGAGUAGUCCAUUUCUGUCAGGGGCCAUGUCAUGUGAUGAAUGGAGGUCACGGGAGUGGAGAGAAGCACUGCUUUCCUCAGUCACCAAAGAUAAAUUACUAGGCUAAUAACUAGCACCACGUCCCAGGGUGAAUCCAUACUUUAAACUAAUCAUUGUUUCUGAAGACUUUAUGGGGUCUCAUACAUUGAACUAUCACUUCCUCCACAAAGCUGCCUAAGUGGACAAUUGCAUCAGUUGUUUCAUGUGUCCCGUGGUUUAGUGAUAUAACUUUAUUUUGUAGAGCGAGUGCAUCAACAAUUUAUUUUGUUUUUUUUCUCAUUGAAAUUCUAUCAAAUGAAAGCCCAUGCAAUUGUGUAAGCCAUGUCAAUAUUGUCUUUCCUUUCAAACAAGUUAAAGUACAAUAUUUUGAGAGUUUUCACUGUUGAAUUAACUAUUCUCUCCUCAUUUGGAUACUGUUGAUGUUACAUAAUUGUUGUUUCAUACCAGAUGCUUCUCAGAAACCAUAAGACUACUUAUUUUUUGUUUUUUAAGAGGUAACUUUGUUAAUUUAUACCAUGACAACCAUUUCACAUAGAUAAUGUGUGUACUGACAAUUGCAGUGUUAACAUCCAUUGUUGUAUUAGGACUGAUAUUUUAAAGGCUGUAGAUUUUUAUCACCUACAUGAGUAAUCAGUCUUUUAUUAGGUGUUUGGUCAAUAAUUAUCAUAAUUAAUGUUAACAGUCAGAAUAUAAUUUCCCUGAAUUUAAUGAGACCCCACCAAGCCACAGACACACUUGUACAGAGUUUGUACUUGAGCUUCUAUUAAAAACAGUUACAU